Angiostrongylus costaricensis is the source of this 231-nucleotide messenger RNA. The record is from the annotation of a GenBank genome assembly. NCBI's taxonomy places the organism in Eukaryota, Metazoa, Nematoda, Chromadorea, Rhabditida, Metastrongylidae.
AUGUGUUGUUUAGUGGGAUUUGAUGACGAGAGCGGUCAUCAACUAACCGCACUUGAGUUUGCCCACCAUCCAUGCGGCAGCGUGGGAGCGGCCAAAAGGCGGGCUUCGGUUGGGAGGAUAGUUGGCAGGGACGACGGGCCGAAACCGGUCCCACGACAACAACGCUCCAUCGCCUAUUCGGAUGUCAGUGGAGAAUCCUCGGGCGCUGUUGGUGCGGAGCCGGUGUUCUAG